Molecule: messenger RNA, 883 nt
Organism: Nematolebias whitei (Rio pearlfish)
Lineage: Eukaryota; Metazoa; Chordata; Actinopteri; Cyprinodontiformes; Rivulidae
Gene: elof1
Product: ELF1 homolog, elongation factor 1
Exons: 4
Coding region: 74-325 (83 amino acids)
Biological process (GO): transcription elongation by RNA polymerase II
Cellular component (GO): transcription elongation factor complex
Molecular function (GO): RNA polymerase II complex binding
Source: RefSeq, a predicted model, not a curated record
GUUCUCUUCGACGCUGCAUCCGGAUCGAGCUGGAACGAGCAUCCUUCGCUGCUAAGCAUCAUUCAUAGAUAAAAUGGGGCGCAGGAAGUCAAAGAGAAAGCCACCGCCCAAGAAGAAAAUGACGGGCAACCUGGACACCCAGUUCACCUGUCCAUUCUGCAACCACGAGAAAUCUUGUGAUGUCAAAAUGGAACGAACACGCAACACAGGGAUCAUAUCAUGCAGUGUCUGUUUGGAGGAGUUCCAGACUCCUAUAACAUAUCUUUCCGAACCUGUUGAUGUUUACAGCGACUGGAUCGACGCCUGCGAAGCAGCUAACCAGUAGUAAACUCUUCCCAGCGAACCUCCUCCGUCACCUGGAUCUGGUCCCAGUCGAGCAGUUUUUGUCACCACUUUGUAUCCAAACAGUUUUCUUCUCAAGUGUCACGGUCUUAGUUUUACUGACACUGAUGUUGACGCGUUCCUCUGGCUGGGUCAGAGUGUUGUCAUUUUGGCAGAAGCCUGUCUGCAUCCCAGUUCUCAAUGUUAAUGUUUUAAUUAUGUCAGCAAUCUUUUUGUGUUGUCAUGGACCAAAUUGUCAUCCAAGACUUUAGAAUGUACCAGUUAUUUCCAGCUGUGUCCUAAACCUAAUCGUUGUCCUCUAAUAGAUACUUUUGGAUUUCUAGAGAGAGAGAGAAAGGUUUUUACUGUAUCAUGUAACAGAUGCACUUAAAAUGUUAGUUUUUCUUAAAUCAUUGUGUACUGCUAAAACCAUAACCGUCUUUUUUGUUGUUGUGAUUUUUCUUUUUCAUGCACACGUUGAAUAAAUAAUGAAAUAAAGAAGUCACAGUCGCCAAUUUUAAGUGUUUUAUUGCACAAAUGUCAUGUUCAGUGAAAGGCAUGG